Messenger RNA from Budorcas taxicolor (takin), 4758 nucleotides. RefSeq names its product centrosomal protein 170 (gene CEP170). NCBI's taxonomy places the organism in Eukaryota, Metazoa, Chordata, Mammalia, Artiodactyla, Bovidae. Bases 1 to 4758 code for a protein of 1585 amino acids. The record is from RefSeq and is a predicted model, not a curated record. The transcript is spliced from 19 exons. Gene Ontology annotation, molecular function: protein binding. Gene Ontology annotation, cellular component: centriole.
AUGAGCUUAACAUCCUGGUUUUUGGUGAGCAGUGGAGGCACUCGCCACAGGCUGCCACGAGAAAUGAUUUUUGUUGGAAGAGAUGACUGUGAGCUCAUGUUGCAGUCUCGUAGUGUGGAUAAGCAACAUGCUGUAAUCAAUUAUGAUGCCUCUACUGAUGAACAUUUGGUGAAAGAUUUGGGCAGCCUAAAUGGGACUUUUGUGAAUGAUGUUAGAAUUCCAGAACAGACUUACAUCACCUUGAAACUUGAAGAUAAGUUGAGAUUUGGAUAUGAUACAAAUCUUUUCACUGUAGUACGAGGAGAAAUGAGGGUCCCUGAAGAAGCUCUCAAGCAUGAGAAAUUUACCAUUCAGCUUCAGUUGUCCCAAAAAUCUUCAGAAUCAGAAUUAUCAAAAUCUGCAUGUGCCAAAAGCAUAGAUUCAAAGGUAGCAGAUUCUGCAACAGAAGUGCAGCACAAACCUACAGAAGCACUAAAAUCUGAGGAGAAAGUUGUUGAUACUUCUGCCAUGCCCCGUGGUACUCCAUUAUAUGGGCAGCCUUCAUGGUGGGGGGAUGAUGAGGCAGAUGAACAAAGACCUUUCAAGUCAAAUGGCAAACCCGAAGAGAAAAGUCACGAAACUGGAACAUCAGGGUGCAGCAUAGAUGCCAAGAAAGUUGAAGAACAAUCUGCAGCUGCAAGUGAAGAAGUACUUUUUCCUUUCUGUAGGGAACCAAGUUAUUUUGAAAUCCCUACUAAAGAAUUUCAGCAACCAUCACAAAUAACAGAGAGCACUAUUCAUGAAAUCCCAACAAAAGACACACCAAGUUCUCAUACAACAGGUGCAGGGCAUGCUUCAUUUACCAUUGAAUUUGAUGACAGUACCCCAGGGAAAGUGACUAUUAGAGAUCAUGUGACAAAAUUUACUUCUGAUCAGCGCCACAAGUCAAAGAAGUCUUCUCCUGGAACUCAAGACCUGCCAGGGAUUCAAACUGGAAUGAUGGCUCCUGAAAACAAAGUUGCUGACUGGCUAGCACAGAACAGCCCUCCUCAGAUGGUGUGGGAAAGAGCAGAAGAGGACUCCAACAGUAUUAAAAGUGAUGUUCCAGUUUACUUGAAAAGGUUGAAAGGAAACAAACAUGAUGAUGGUACACAAAGCGACUCAGAAAAUGCUGGGGCUCACAGGCGCUGUAGCAAGCGUGCAACUCUUGAGGAACACUUAAGGCGCCACCAUUCAGAACAGAAAAAACUACAGAAGGCCCAGGCUCCUGAAAAGCAUCAAGACCAAGCUGUUACUAGCUCUGCGCACCACAGAGGGGGGCAUGGUGUUCCACAUGGGAAAUUGUUAAAACAGAAAUCAGAGGAGCCAUCGGUGUCAAUUCCCUUCCUACAAACUGCAUUAUUAAGAAGUUCAGGGAGUCUUGGGCACAGACCAAGCCAGGAGAUGGAUAAAAUGUUAAAAAAUCAAGCUACUUCUGCUGCUUCUGAAAAGGAUAAUGAUGAUGACCAAAGUGACAAGGGUACUUAUACCAUUGAGUUAGAGAAUCCCAACAGUGAGGAAGUGGAAGCAAGAAAAAUGAUUGACAAGGUAUUUGGAGUAGAUGACAAUCAAGAUUAUAAUAGGCCUAUUAUCAAUGAAAAACAUAAAGAUCUGAUAAAAGAUUGGGCUCUCAGUUCUGCUGCAGUAGUCAUGGAAGAAAGAAAACCACUGAGUCCACCUGGAUUUCACAUCUCAGAGGAAGGUACAUCUUCGUCUGGAAACAAGCGUUGGGUUUCACAAUGGGCUAGUUUGGCUGCCAAUCAUACAAGGCAUGAUCAAGAAGAAAGAAUAAUGGAGUUGUCUGUACCUGUUCCUUUAGAGCAUGAUACAGAUAUCAGUGAAUCUGGCAUUUCACUGAGAAGUACCGGCUCAGCAGCUUCCUUGGCUAGUCAGGGAGAGAGAAGGAGACGAACCCUUCCCCAGCUUCCAAGUGAAGAAAAGUCUCUUGAGAGCUCCAGAACAAAGGUUAUAGCACAGAGGUCAGAGAUAGGAGAAAAGCAAGACACGGAGCUUCAGGAGAAAGAAGCACCUGCACAGGUAUACCAGAAAGAUAAACAAGACACUGACAGAGCCUUGAGUAAGACGAACAGGGCGGUAAAUGGUGAGACUCUUAAAAAUGGUGGAGAUAGUAAAGCCCUGCUUCACUUAGGCAGCUCUUACUCUGGGAAGGAGAAAAGUGAAACUGAUAAGGAAGCUUCUUUGGUAAAGCAAACAUUAGCUAAAAUCCAGCAACAAGAACAAAAGGAACAGGCACAGUGGACACCUACUAAAUUAUCUUCUUCAAAAAACAUUGCGGGUCAGAUAGAUAGAUGUAGGGAGGAGUCUUUUAAGCAGGAGUCACAGCCUCAAGAAAAAAUUCCAGGACUUUCUGCAGGCAAAGGAGAAAGAGCAAUACAAAACGAGGGUAAGAGAAGAAAAGCUGAGGAAAUUCUGAAAAGUCAGACCUCAAAGGGAGGAGACAAGAAGGAAUCCUCCAAGUCGUUAGUGCGACAAGGAAGCUUCACUAUAGAAAAACCUAGCCCCAACAUACCCAUAGAACUUAUCCCCCAUAUAAAUAAACAGCCUUUAUCAACACCCCCUUCCUUAGCAUUAACAACAGCCAGCAGAAUAAGAGAAAGAAGUGAUUCUAUGGAUACUGAUUCUAGUAUGGACACAACUCUUAUUCUAAAAGACACAGAAGCAGUAAUGGCUUUUCUAGAAGCUAAACUGCGUGAAGAUACUAAAACUGAUGAAGGCCCAGAUACUCCUAGUUAUAACAGAGACAACUCCAUUUCACCCGAAUCUGAUGUGGACACAGCUAGUACCAUCAGUCUGGUUACUGGAGAGACUGAAAGAAAGUCAACCCAAAAGCGAAAGAGUUUCACUAGUCUUUAUAAAGAUAGGUGUUCCACAGGUUCUCCUUCCAAAGAUGUUACAAAGUCGUCAUCUUCGGGUGCUAGGGAGAAAAUUGAAAAAAAAACAAAAAGUCGUUCUGCAGAUAUAGGUUCUCGGGCAGAGGGUCGUAAAUUUGUGCAGUCCAGUGGAAGAAUAAGGCAGCCUUCAGUAGAUUUAACAGAUGAUGACCAAACCUCUAGUGUACCUCACUCGGCCAUCUCUGAUGUUAUGUCAUCUGACCAGGAAACUUACUCUUGUAAAUCUCAUGGAAGGACUCCACUUACCUCAACUGAUGAGCACGCACAUUCCAAACUAGAAGGAAGUAAAGUAACUAAAUCCAAGACUUCUCCUGGAGUACCUGGUUCGUCCAGUAAAUCCACCACUCUCCCAAGGCCACGACCCACCAGGACUUCCCUCUUGCGCAGAGCCCGACUCGGUGAAGCUUCGGACAGUGAACUUGCUGAUGCUGACAAAGCAUCUGUUGCUUCUGAAGUGUCCACAACAAGUUCGACAUCCAAACCUCCCACAGGAAGGCGUAACAUUUCUAGGAUUGAUUUGUUGGCUCAGCCUCGUAGAACAAGGCUUGGCUCAUUAUCGGCUCGCAGUGACUCUGAAGCAACGAUCUCUAGAAGUAGUGCCUCUUCACGGACCGCAGAAGCCAUCAUUAGAAGUGGAGCCAGAUUAGUACCUUCAGAUAAAUUUUCUCCUAGAAUUAGAGCUAACAGUAUCUCUCGACUAUCCGACUCCAAGGUCAAAAGUAUGACCUCAGCACAUGGCUCUCCUUCAGUAAAUUCAAGAUGGAGGCGCUUUCCUACUGAUUAUGCUUCCACCUCAGAAGAUGAAUUUGGAUCAAACCGUAAUUCCCCUAAACAUACCCGUCUACGUACUUCUCCAGCCCUGAAAACGACUCGAUUGCAGAGCUCUGGGUCAGCAAUGCCUACUAGUUCUUCAUUCAAACACCGGAUAAAAGAACAGGAAGACUACAUCCGAGAUUGGACUGCCCAUCGAGAAGAAAUAGCCAGGAUCAGCCAAGAUCUCGCUCUCAUUGCUCGGGAAAUCAACGAUGUAGCAGGAGAGAUAGAUUCAGUGACCUCCUCAGGCACUGCCCCUAGUACCACAGUAAGCACUGCCGCCACCACCCCCGGCUCUGCCAUAGACACUAGAGAAGAGUUAGUUGAUCGUGUUUUUGAUGAAAGCCUCAACUUCCGAAAGAUCCCUCCAUUAGUUCAUUCUAAAACACCAGAAGGAAACAACUGUCGGUCUAGUGACCCAAGACCUCAACCAGCAGAGCCUCCUGAUCACUUAACAAUUACAAGGCGGAGAACCUGGAGCAGGGAUGAAGUCAUGGGAGAUAAUCUGUUGCUCUCAUCCGUCUUUCAGUUCUCUAAGAAGAUAAGACAGUCUAUAGAUAAAACAGCUGGAAAGAUCAGAAUAUUAUUUAAGGACAAAGAUCGGAACUGGGAUGAAAUAGAAAGCAAGUUAAGAGCUGAAAGUGAAGUCCCUAUUGUGAAAACCUCAAGCAUGGAGAUUUCUUCUAUCUUACAAGAGCUAAAAAGAGUUGAAAAGCAGCUACAAGCUAUCAAUGCUAUGAUUGACCCGGAUGGAACUUUGGAGGCUCUGAACAACAUGGGAUUUCCCAGUGCUAUCUUGCCAUCUCCACCAAAACAGAAGUCCAGUCCUGUGAAUGACCACAGCAGCCCGGGUCAGACACCGGCACUUUGCCAACCAGAAGCUAGGGUUCUUCAUCCUGCUGCUGGUGCGGUCUCAGCCGAAUUUGAGAAUGCCGAGUCUGAGGCUGAUUUCAGUAUACAUUUCAAUAGGUUCAACCCUGAUGGGGAAGAGGAGGACGUUACAGUACAGGAAUGA